AUGACGCAACAAGCUGAAUUUAAGCAAGAAAUGUUAGAUCUACAACAACAACAAGAACUUUCAAAAAAAAGUAAGCUAAGAAAGCUGAGUCUAACACUGGAUUCUGAAAGCAUUAUGCGUCUACGUGGGCGAUUGCAACAAGCAGAUAUGCCGUUCAACGAAAGAUGCCCUAUUGUCAUGCCCAAACGGCAUCCUCUCACGUCUUUAAUUGUGCACCAUACUCAUAAGCGGUGUCUUCAUGGCGGUACGCAAGCAACACUGGGUUAUGUAAGACGCCAGUUCUGGGUUAUCGAUGGGCGUACGGAAGUGAAACGUGUAAUAAGCAGCUGUGUCAAGUGUUAUCGACAUAGCUGCACCCCACAAAAGCAAAUGAUGGGCGACCUUCCGGCAGCACGUUGCACUGUAACAUUCCCGUUCAUGCACACCGGCGUCGAUUACGCUGGACCAUUCAAUAUACGAGCAACCAAGGGGCGGGGACACAAGAGUUAUAAAGGUUACGUGGCAUUGUUCGUUUGUUUGGCCAGUAAAGGCAUUCAUCUUGAGUUGGUAAGCGACAUGACAACUCAAUCAUUUAUUCAUGCAUUAGAACGUUUUGUAGCUGCACGUGGCAUCUGCUCAGACAUGUAUAGCGACAGAGGUACUAACUUUGUUGGUGCUGACGCGCUCAUGAAAGAAGAACUUAAAGAAUUUCGGAAGCAGUUGGACGCCGCGGCUAGCUAUGCCUCACGGACUGGUAUAAACUGGCACUUCAUACCCCCAGGAGCCCCAAACUUUGGCGGGCUUUGGGAAGCCGGCGUUAAAAGCAUGAAAGCCUUGUUAAAACGCACAAUCAACACUACAACACUCACCUUUGAAGAAUUUUACACAGUGCUCAAGCGAGUCGAAUCGUGUCUAAACUCUAGACCACUUACGGCACUCACAGAUGAUCCUACGGAUUUCGCUGCGUUGACACCAGGGCACAUGCUAAUUGGACGCGCUCUUACCAGCGUGCCAGAACCUAAUCUUCUCGAUACAAAGAGUGGUGUUUUGUACCGCUGGAAACAAAUUAGCCAGAUAUAUCAAGACUUCUGGCGCAGAUGGUCUGUAGAGUAUUUACAUCAUUUGCAAGUUCGCUCCAAAUGGCAUAAACAACAACCGAAUGUCAAGGUUGGAGAACUUGUGCUUGUUAGAGAUGAAAAAGCACCCCCUACUCAAUGGAAACUGGCUCGAAUUACAGACACCGAUCCGGGCUCUGAUGGACUUGUUCGCGUCGUGAGCUUAAAAACGGCAACUACCGCGUUCCAGCGGCCAAUCUCGAAAAUAUCUGUGCUGCCUAUUCCUACAGAAACGCCCAAGUCCUCGGACUAG
Messenger RNA from Rhagoletis pomonella (apple maggot), 1347 nucleotides. RefSeq lists its product as uncharacterized. The record is from RefSeq and is a predicted model, not a curated record. The transcript has a single exon. Gene Ontology annotation, biological process: DNA integration. The coding region runs from base 1 to 1347 and encodes 448 amino acids. Gene Ontology annotation, molecular function: nucleic acid binding. Lineage: Eukaryota; Metazoa; Arthropoda; Insecta; Diptera; Tephritidae.